AUGUGUGAGUCACGGAUUGGGAGGAAUAUGGAGGCCUACAUUGAUGACAUGGUAAUAAAGAGCAGCCUCGUCCUGGUCAGAAACAAGGACAGAAUUCAGAGGCUCAUCUACUACGUUAGUAAAUCUUUACAGGAGGCUGAGACACGCUAUCUACCAUUGGAGAAGGCGGUGUUGGCUAUAGUGCAUUCCACUAGGAAUCUUCCUUAUUACUUUCAAGCCCACACUAUUGUGGUGCUCACCCAACUCCCUUUACAAGCUCUUCUAAGGAUAUCGGAUUAUACUGGCAGGAUUGCUAAAUGGGGAACUAGGCUGGGAGCCUAUGAUGUCAAGUACAUGCCUCGGGCUACCAUAAAGGGACAAAUCCUAGCAAACUUUGUGGCAAAAUUCACCAAAAGUACUCCCAUGAAGGAGGAAGCAGUUAUGGGGGCAUUACUUAUGCCGGCCGUUGUUAUUCCCCCGUGGGAGGUUUACACAGAUAGAGCAUCUAACCGAAAGGGAGCAGGAAUAAGGGUUGUAUUAAUUACUCCUGAGAAGCUAAUAAUGGAGAAAUCGUUACGAUUGGGUUUCCUAGCCACCAAUAAUAAGGCCGAGUACGAGGCCCUGUUAGCCGGAGUAGCUAUGGUCAAACAGUUAGGUGGAGAAGUGGUAGAGUUGUACUCUAAUUCUAGACUGGUCAUGGGCCAAGUCAAUGAAGACUUUAAAGCUCAAGAUGAAAUGAUGCAGGGGUAUCUUGCUAAGGUGCAGAGUGCCCGGCCUCAAUUUAAGGGUUUUGUAUUGAAGCAAAUCCCUAGGGGACAAAACUCACAUGCGAAUUCUUUGGCAAUGCUAGCAACUUCUCUGGGAUCAAGUCUUCCUUGGGUUUUUGUUGUUGAGGAUAUGGAUAGCUCUUGUCUUACAAGGGUAUCUUUGAUAGGGGUGUAUAGCCUCCAUGUAGGGCCAAGCUGGAUGGACCCUAUAGUAACCUUUUUGAAGCAAGGAUUGUUACUCGAGGACAAGUGUAAGGCAAAGAAGGUACAUAGAAGUGCCUCUCACUACUGGCUAUCUAAAAAGCAGAAGUUGUACAAACGCAUUUACUCAGGAUCGUAUUUAUUAUACAUGCAUUUAGAAGCAGUGGAACCCUUGUUGGAAGAAUUACAUGAGGGCAUAUGUGGGAGUCAUACAGGGGGUAGGUCUUUGGCGCAUAGGGCCCUCACCCAGGUGUACUGGUGA
Molecule: messenger RNA, 1209 nt
Organism: Quercus lobata
Lineage: Eukaryota; Viridiplantae; Streptophyta; Magnoliopsida; Fagales; Fagaceae
Exons: 2
Coding region: 1-1209 (402 amino acids)
Molecular function (GO): nucleic acid binding; RNA-DNA hybrid ribonuclease activity
Source: RefSeq, a predicted model, not a curated record